AUGUGUUCGUACCAGCAGCAUGACUGGAGCUCCUACUAUUCCGUGUUGGACUUUCGAGACUUCGGGCAGAGCCUGUCCCGACUGGAGCGUUCUGUCGAGUCCUUGCGACUUGGCGCCCAUCCUUCGAUGCCGUCGAUGCCUUUGAACCCCUUGAAGGAUCGAAUCUCGCAGAGCUCGGGCAUCGCUCCUUUGAAGGAGGCGCGGGCCAAGCUAGGGGAGCAGUCCCCGUCGCAGCUCAGCGAGCGGACGGACAGUACUCCGUCCAUGUACAAGAUGAUGGACCUGCUGGAGGAGCACACGGCGCGGAAGUUGCGGGGGAAGCUGCGUCGAGGCAAGUCUACUUUGGCCAGUGUGGAGUCAGUCGGUUCCGUUGACUUCCGGCGAGAGCUCGCCCAGGCGAGCCCCAAGGGCAGCUCAGACUCGACGCCCGCCGCCCCGGUGCCCCCUUUUCACAAAACCAGCUCCUUCUCCUGCGUGUCGGUGGACGAGCCGGUACAGCCGGCACCCAACACAAGGAGCGUCGUGCUGCGGACUGGCGCUCUGGGACCGACUGCAAGCAAGCAGGACAUGGUCCGCCUCUUGCGACGCAAGUCGCUCGAUGAGCUGCGGGCCAGUCAUGACGCGAUCAUCACGGCCACGGCGCCGCAGAAGGACGACGUCAUCUUCGCCCCCCGGCUGCCGCCGUCGCUGGCGGAGGCCCGACUGUCAGCGCUCUCGAGGACUGGCUGGCUCCUCCUUUCCCUGGUGGGCAUCUUAGACUUCUUUGAGGGCGCUGCCUGGCGGCUGCUUACUCGCUGCAUCCUGCUGCUGCAGAUGCUGGGACUGGCGGCCUUGGCCUUCGUCCUCGGGAGCUGGCGCGGCCCAGUGGCCGAGAUCGAGCCGCUGAUCACCACGGCCCUGUACCUUUUGGGAGCCUUGAUGGCCACCUUGAGCCUGCGGAGGUCGCACAUCACAAGACUGCUGGGGCCUGCGGAACAUGUUCUCGAUGAGUAUGCCGCAGACUGCGACUUCCUCGAUGACUGGAGGAAGCUGUCGCAAGCGCGGCUUUGGCAGAUAGGCAGCUUCUUCGUGCUGAUGCUGGGUAGCCGCUCAGCGGCGCUGUUCCUCACGAGCGACCCGGGCUAUGGGAAGCUGGUGCGCGACCCCGUCGUGGAUGGCGCUACCAUGGUAGCCUUCACUGUCAUGGCGGCAUGCUACUCGACCACAUGCUUCUGUACCCUGCAUCUUACGGCCGGCCUGGAGCUGGCCGUGGACAGCUUCGCCGUGCGGUGCUUCCAGAACGGGAGCGCGGCGGAGGCGGUCCUGGAUUGGAACGUCGUGCAGGCGACCCUGCGACAGACGUCGGGGAAGCUGAGCGACUUCCUCGUUGUCUUGGCUACCUCCUGCAUUGCAGCCUCGAUCCUCUUCGCCUAUCAGGUGGUCUCCCUGAACCUCUCUGCCUCCGGCUUCGCUUUUCUGGACAUCCUCCUGUGGACGGGGUGGCUCUACCCACCGGUGCUCCUCUUCCUCUACACGCUCUCUAGUGCGGCUGCAGUCACCGGCAAGGUGGAUCGAUUAGCGCCCUUGGUGAACUCAUGGGCCUUCGACGACACGGAGGUGCUGGACGACGCACGGCGGUACGUCGUCCAGUACAUCUUGGACAGCCAGGCAGGAUUCUACACCAGAGGGGUGCGGGUGACGGCCUUCAGCGUCCAGAAGAUCUGUUACUACUUUGCUGCUGGGUCCUUCACGCUUUUGGCCAACCUCUGGCAGUAA
Symbiodinium sp. CCMP2592 is the source of this 1755-nucleotide messenger RNA. The record is from the annotation of a GenBank genome assembly. NCBI's taxonomy places the organism in Eukaryota, Dinophyceae, Suessiales, Symbiodiniaceae.